AUUAGUUAGAAGAAAAUCCAAGAUGGCUUCUCACGCAUCGAGAGCGGCUGCAGUCGCAAGAAAAGUUAAACCUAUGUUGUCAAGUAAUGAUCCCGAGGCAGCAAGACGAAGAGUAUUUCAACUUUAUAAAGCCUGGUACAGAGAAUUGCCAGAAACUGUGCGACAGUACCAGCUGGAUCUGACUGUAAAGCAAUGUCGAGAUAAACUACGAGAGAUGUUCAUGAAAAACUCCCAUGUUAAAGAUCCGAGGGCAAUAGAACUAUUAGUCAUCAAGGGUAAGAUGGAACUUGAAGAGACAAUCCAAGUGUGGAAGCAGCGGACCCACGUCAUGAGAUACUUCCAGGAAUCAGAGAAACCGCCCAAAACCGACUUCUUGUCUAAAUUCUACGAGGGUUCAGAUUAACGAUGAUGAAGCCUUGUGCAGAACACUUUGGUCAGGAUCUUUAACUCUUGAACUUUUUAUAGCAUUGAGACCGAGAACGAUUACUGAAUCCAUCUGAAACCCAUUAGUGUAAAAAGUCAACACCAAAAACUGUUUAGCCCUUCAGAGACCAUUUAUUUAUGAUAUCAAGUAAUAAAUCCACAAGGGAAACUUACUGGGUAAAUUGUAAUAAUUUAGGACUAUUAACAAAGGAAAGUUUACUAGGGUGGGACUUGAAUCUGCAACCUCUGGAGUAAUGUGCUGGCACUCUACUAACUGAGCUAUUUCGCUCUAAUGUUGGCGGUCUUCCUUUUUUGUUUGGGGUGCUAUUUUAGAAGACAGUCAACUUGCAACUGCCUUAUAGCCAGAGAACACAUCCAAGUUUGCUUAGGGCCAUGACACACAAGGCAAUUUACAGGAAACCAGUUCCAGGCAAACUCUAAGAAGAAAAGCCAUUCACAUUUCAAUGUUCACCUAUUUUUCUUGAAAAUUUACUCAUGUGCUACCAAAGUGGUCCUGUACAUAUAGUUGGUUGCCUUCAAGUAAAAGUUGCCUUGUGUGAAAUGGCCGUACAUUCAACCUGAGAAGCAGCAGUAGAGGGAUUACAAGGACUAUGUCACCUGGGCCGAAUUCUGCGCUUAUGAUCACGAUUCCCCGCUUACGUGCAAGCGCUGAACUUCUGCGCUAGCCUUUUAAGCGU
Messenger RNA from Asterias rubens (European starfish), 1121 nucleotides. Its product is annotated as NADH dehydrogenase [ubiquinone] 1 alpha subcomplex subunit 6-like. The coding region runs from base 23 to 403 and encodes 126 amino acids. The record is from RefSeq and is a predicted model, not a curated record. Gene Ontology annotation, biological process: response to oxidative stress. The transcript is spliced from 3 exons. Lineage: Eukaryota; Metazoa; Echinodermata; Asteroidea; Forcipulatida; Asteriidae.